ACUUCUCCUGCGUAAGCAAUAUAUUGGCAUAGCUUUGCCAUUUGUCAGCCAGCAGUCUGUGAACACAUUUGCUCGUCAAUCUAAAUUUAACCUUUUCUCACACAAGCACUUGUAAAUCAACCAGGCAUUCUGUCAUUCACUAGUCUUUGGUCUUCAUGUUGGUUUCUUUAUUUUGAUAAAAAAAAUUCCCAACUUAAUGUGCUUUAUAAAGCAUACCCUGUGUAGCUGGCAGCGAGGAAAUUAAAUGGAAUCUCUCAUACUUCGGGAGUGCUGAUAGAAGAAUGCUGGGUAUCUAAGCCACAGAUAAAUAAUCUACCCUACCAAAAAACCCCUACAACUCACUGGAUCAUGGAUGCAGUGGAUGCAUUUUGGCACUUUCCAAAACGAAAGUCCUGCCCACCCUGAAAGAGCCUUCAACAAUCCCAGCAUCAGAGCCUUCAAGAUUUCCCACAUCAGCAUUGCUUUGGUCAGCCUGCAUAAAUCCAAAUCCCCCUUCAUCGUCAGACUGAACCACAACAGGGGUUAGGAUUUCUUUUACAAGGAAGUUGGCAAAGAUGGGGUUUAUGCACCACUCCAGCCAGAACUGAAAGCGAAUGGGGAUUGAAUUGUUUUACCUCCUUUUCCUAUUUCUUCAAAGAAAUGAGAAUGUACAAGGAAACUGUGAUCCAGGGAGUGCGGGGAACUGUGAAGACUGUUUGCUUUCCGGACCACACUGCGGCUGGUGUUUUCAAGAGAAUUUCACUGACCUGUCUAACAUUUAUAAAAGAUGCGACACUCCUGACAAGCUGAUUGCAAAAGGAUGCCCAUCAAAUUUGAUUGAAUUCCCUGUUUCUAAAGUAGUAAUCGAAAAAAAUAAGUUCCUGAGUGAAGGUCCACAAAAAAACAACUCAGACGUUACACAGAUUUCUCCUCAAAAGCUAACUGUUUUUCUGAGACCAGGAAAUGAAGAAACAAUACAGAUCAAUGUGCGUCAGACUGAAGAUUAUCCGGUCGACCUCUACUAUCUCAUGGAUCUUUCGGCUUCUAUGAACGAUGACCUGAAAAACAUAAAGGUACUGGGUUCUACCCUAUCAAAAGAAAUGUCUAAACUAACAAGCAACUUCCAGCUGGGUUUUGGGUCAUUCGUAGAAAAACCAGUUUCACCAUUCAUCAAUACUCUAGCAGAAGACAUACAGAAUCCUUGCCGAGGUAUCUCACAUGACUGCUCACCAACAUUUGGAUACAAGCAUGUUCUGCCACUGACAAAUGAUGCCGAGAGGUUUAAUGAUAUUGUGAAAAAACAGAAAAUCAGUGCUAAUAUAGACACUCCAGAGGGAGGAUUUGAUGCAAUUAUGCAGGCAGCUGUGUGUAAGGAAAAAAUUGGGUGGAGGAAUGAUUCAUUACAUCUAUUGGUGUUUGUGACUGAUGCAGAUUCCCAUUUUGGGAUGGAUAGCAAACUAGCAGGAAUUGUUAUUCCGAAUGAUGGAGAAUGCCACUUGGAUGACAAUAAUGAAUAUUCCAUGUCAACUGUUUUGGAAUAUCCAAGCUUGGGACAAUUAAUAGACAAGAUAAUACAAAACAAUGUUUUAUUAAUUUUUGCAGUAACAAAGGGACAGGUUCAUUUAUAUCAGAACUAUGCUGAUCUUAUUCCUGGAGCUACUGUUGGACAACUACAAGAAGAUUCUAGCAAUGUUCUCCAGUUGAUUAUUGAUGCAUACAAGGCACUUCGGUCUGAAAUUGAACUAGAAGUAUUAGGUGACACAGAGGGAAUAAACAUGUCUUUCACUGCUAUCUGUAACAACAACACUGCCAUUGCAAAUGGGAAGAAAUGCUCUCAUAUUAAAGUAGGAGAAGUGGUUACUUUUAACUUGACAUUAAGCCUAUCUGCUUGUGAGAAAAGUCGAAGGAAAGUCCUAAUAAAGCCUGUGGGUCUCAGUGAAACUUUGGAAAUUGCUAUUCAGCCAGAGUGCAGCUGUACUUGUCAGAAAGAAGCCGAGGCAAACAGCUCAAAGUGCAACGACGGAAACGGUUUGUUCGAGUGUGGAGUUUGCACUUGCAAUCCUGGCUACCUGGGCCCUUAUUGUAAAUGUGAUGAAAAAGAAUCCCUGGGUCCAGAUUCCUGCAGAAGUUCUCCUGAGCAGAAGUAUUGCAGUGGAAGAGGCGACUGCUACUGCGGGCAGUGCGUUUGCCACUUGUCGGCCUAUGGCAAUAUUUAUGGGCCAGACUGUGAAUGUGACGAUUUCUCUUGUGUGAGACUUAGAGGACUGCUGUGUGGAGGUAAUGGAGACUGUGACUGCAACAAGUGUAUCUGCCACAAUGGGUGGAUGGGGGAGUACUGUAACUGCACCACAGCCAUUGACAACUGCAUUUCUGAAGAUGGGACAAUCUGCAGUGAGAGAGGCAAAUGCAUUUGUGGUCAAUGUGUUUGCACACAUCCUGGGGUUUCAGGAAGCUCGUGUGAGAAAUAUGCUGCCUACAGCGAUCCUUGCAUUUCCAAAAGGAACUGCGUGGAAUGUUAUUUAAUGUCUGAUGAUCGGUCACAGGAAGACUGCACAGAAAUAUGUAAACUGGUUGAUGCCACUGUCAGUACUGAAGAAGAAACUUCAGAGGAUAAAUAUGUUCCUUGUUUAUUGCGGGGUGAAAAUGAGUGUGUUAUUACAUUUCUAAUGACAACUGAUGAACAUGGGAAAACAACUAUCCACAGCAUAAAACAGAAAGACUGUCCCCAACAUCCCAAUACUACAAUGAUUAUACUGGGUGUCUCAAUUGCAGUAGUUGUCACUGGUGUUGUUCUGCUUUGCAUAUGGAAAUUGUUUAUUUCAUUUCAUGACCGCAAAGAGGUUGCUAAAUUUGAAGCAGAGAGGUUAAAGGCCAAAUGGCAAACGGGAACCAACCCACUCUACAGAGGAUCAACAACAACAUUUAAAAAUGUAACAUACAAACAAAAAGAAAGACAACCAGGAUCUGCUGCAGAUAUUUAAUAAAAGUUCAAAUAUUUCAGUUAUUUGAGGGAAAAUUAUAAAGCAAAAUCUCUUACGUUUGUUGUACAUUUUUGGUCUGGAUUGAGGUUUGUUUACAUAGUAUAACAGUAAAGUGGUUUUGAGAUGAAACAACACACUUUACAUGGCUGAAAGACCCUUGAAAUGAUGAACUGAUUUGAUAUUUAGAAGCCCUUUUCUUUGGCAAACCCUUAACUGUUUGAAGAUGUAAAACAAAAAAUACCAGUGAAAAGUAAGAUGUGAGCCUGAAGCAGCAAAACACUAGUAUGAUCUGAUACCACACCAGGAAAUUGUCUUAAAAUAUACUUGCAAUGCAAUCUCAUACAGGUUUGCUUAGAAAUAAUCUCCAGAGUUCAACAGUACUGAUUCCUAACUGCAUGUGCAAGUCCCGUCGAACACAAUAGGACUUUUUACUUGAGCAAAUAUGCUGUUCGGUGUUUGUUGCUCUCAAAAGAGAUUUGGACUUAAUUAUUCUAAGUGCAAUCUAUAAUUUGUCAAGUAGAAGGCAGAAAAUUGAAAAAUCUGUCAGCUUCACUCUCCCACAUCUUAAUAUUCAGUCAACUGAAUUUCAAAUUUGUUCCAUACAGACUAUGAAAGAUUUUACAAAUGUUGAUCAAUUUGUCAGAAAUUAUCCAAAAUGAAAUUCUCAUUCAUCCCUAAAUGAAUGUGUCCAUGUUUUACCAAUAAAAGAAAACCAGUUGAUUUUUUAGGUACGUAGAUUGGAGAGAGGGUGGAGAUUUACCAUGGAGGGAUAUUUGGGUGGUGGUGUUUCUCCAAAGCAGUCUUUCACUAAAAGUUACUCAUAAUAUGAAUGUAUUGUGUAUUUUAUAGAGACACUGGAAAUGUCUUAGUUGUUUACUGGAAUAGUUUUGACCCAAGGCUGGACCUUCCAGAAGGCCAAAACAUGUUCUAAUUCACUGGAGUCCUUUGGGCAUUUUGUUGUUGUUUUCUUAUGUGUAAAUACGUGUGUGGAUGGCUUGGAUUAACAUUUUGAAAAUUAAAUUGCAUUUCAAUAUUAA
Messenger RNA from Anolis carolinensis (green anole), 3997 nucleotides. RefSeq names its product integrin subunit beta 6 (gene itgb6). Bases 594 to 2960 code for a protein of 788 amino acids. The record is from RefSeq and is a predicted model, not a curated record. Lineage: Eukaryota; Metazoa; Chordata; Lepidosauria; Squamata; Anolidae. Gene Ontology annotation, biological process: cell adhesion mediated by integrin; integrin-mediated signaling pathway; cell migration. Gene Ontology annotation, cellular component: integrin alphav-beta6 complex; cell surface; focal adhesion. The transcript has 18 exons. Gene Ontology annotation, molecular function: integrin binding.